CAUCCCAUCACAGCAGUGAGCCAGUGACUGACCACCUCCACUUAUCCGGCUACUGGAGUGAGUUCUUCUUGCCAGGAUCUGGACUGAGGAUGGAGGCGGAGGGGGAGAUCGGUGUGAGCGGCAGGAAGAGGACCAGGGGGGAGGGCAGCGGCGGCGGCGGCGGCGAGCAGAUGGUGUCCGUCGGCAGCAACUGCGGCGUCAUCGAGCUGGAUGCUCUGGACUGCAGCGUCUGCUACGACCACCUCCGGCCGCCGGUCUUCCAGUGUGUUAUGGGGCAUAUCAUUUGUUCGUCCUGCUAUGGCAACCUCCUGAACAAGGACAAGUGCCACGUGUGCUCCAUCACCGGCGGCUACAACCGCUGCAUUGCGGUCGAGCAGAUCCUAGAGUCCGUCCGGGCACCUUGCUCCAACAACAAGUACGGGUGCACCGUCAAGAUGCAUUACCACGAGCUGAAGGAUCACGAGAAGUCAUGCCCCCGCGCGCCGUGCUUCUGCCCUGAAGCCGGGUGUGGCUUUGCCGGGUCCACCGGUGUGCUCCUGCGCCACUUCACGGAUGACCAUGGCUGGCCAUCAACUGAGUUCAAGUUUGGACGUGAUUCCGUCCUGCAGAUCCAGGAAGGAAUGCAUGUUCUCCACAGCAGAGAGGGUGGCCGCCUGUUCCUGGUGAAAUUCACGCCGGUGCCGCCUUUCGGCAAUGCCGCCUCCAUCUUGCGUGUUCAUCCUCAUGCCCUUGUGGGGGAGCGCAAGUUCAGGUGUCAGGUUGGUUACAACUGCGACACCAUUGGUUGGCAUCAGUAUUCAAAUCUCCAUCCCAGAAGCACCAAUCUGUCCAACGGCUUACCGGUGGACGAUGGCAGUUACUCACUGGUUGUGCCAGCUGUUCCUGCUUACUUGCCCGCUGCUAACAGCAUCAAGAUCACUAUCUCGAGGGUAUCUUGAGUUCUUGACGAGCUCAGUGAGAUUGAGAUCCUAGCUAGUUACGCAAGGAGCUGUUCACAGGUCGUGUUCUACUUGAGAGUUGUUCAUGACUUGUUGUAUGUUUUAUUUCCAGCCUCAAGGCUGCAACUAAACGUUGGUGAACCCUGUAAUAGUUUAGUUGUGUGCAUCUUCGGAUGUAAAGAUUCUACUUAUCUGUGUAAGCUAGCUAUGUUGACCGGUGCUUUAGUUCCAUGUUACAAUCU
This is a messenger RNA of Triticum dicoccoides, 1180 nucleotides long. Its product is annotated as E3 ubiquitin-protein ligase SINA-like 11. Gene Ontology annotation, molecular function: ubiquitin protein ligase activity; zinc ion binding. The transcript has 2 exons. Gene Ontology annotation, cellular component: cytoplasm. NCBI's taxonomy places the organism in Eukaryota, Viridiplantae, Streptophyta, Magnoliopsida, Poales, Poaceae. The coding region runs from base 90 to 938 and encodes 282 amino acids. The record is from RefSeq and is a predicted model, not a curated record.